Molecule: messenger RNA, 1093 nt
Organism: Hylaeus volcanicus
Lineage: Eukaryota; Metazoa; Arthropoda; Insecta; Hymenoptera; Colletidae
Gene: HemK2
Product: methyltransferase N6AMT1
Exons: 1
Coding region: 137-775 (212 amino acids)
Biological process (GO): methylation
Cellular component (GO): eRF1 methyltransferase complex
Molecular function (GO): protein methyltransferase activity; S-adenosylmethionine-dependent methyltransferase activity; nucleic acid binding
Source: RefSeq, a predicted model, not a curated record
GUCUACAGAUCAGGAAUAAGUAACGGUUGCGGCAAUUGUAAAAUACUUGUGAUAUAUCGUUUUUGUUGUAUCAGUUUAGAACUAGCUAGCACAGAAAUUUUAUACAAAAUUCUUCUGUAUUUUCUAUCUAUACGUAAUGGAUACUCCGAUAAUCAAUUUAUCGGAGAAGGAGUUGGAAACAGUUUACGAACCUGCAGAGGAUUCUUUCCUUUUAUUAGAUGCCUUAGAAGCUGAUUUGAAGGUUUUAAAAGACACGAAACCUGUGAUGUGUCUAGAGAUAGGUAGUGGAUCCGGUAUCGUAAUUACUGCUCUGGCAAUGGCGUUGCGUAAUCACUGUCGAUCUUAUCAUCUCGCGAUCGACAUCAAUAGAAACGCGUGUAAAGCCACGCGUAAAACUGCUACUCUGAAUUCGGUAGAUGUAGAUGUUUUACAGGCGGAUUUGUUAAGUUCGAUACGUAGCGAUCUCGUUUUCGACAUCGUGUUGUUCAAUCCACCGUACGUAGUAACCAGAGACGACGAAAUAUUAGACGAAAGGCUUCUAUUCAAGAGCUGGGCAGGUGGUACAAAUGGUAGAAAAGUUAUGGAACGAGUAUUCUCUAGCAUUCCCGCUAUUCUAUCGGAUACGGGAACAUUUUAUUUACUGGUUAUCAAAGAAAACGAUCCAGAACAUAUUGUCCGUAUCUUUAAGGAUUUAAAUAUGGUAGGCGACAUAGUCAUGGAAAGGAAAAUUCGAGGGGAACACUUGUACGUUUUACGUUUCAAAAAAGUCAAGUAACGAUAACGUAUCUUUAACGAGGAUAUAUUUUUUUUUAUCAAAAGUACCGAAGUUUCAAUGGCCGACAGAUACGUCUUUAGAGGUUUCGUCGACGUUCUUUGAAUAGAUUGAAUUCGAUAAUUACAUUGGCAAGAAUGUUUAAAACUCUAUAGAUGUGAAAUAUAAUCCUAUCGCUUAAUGCUUCAUCCUCUAAGAAUAAAAAAAGAAUUGUUCAUCCGAGUGGCAAGCAUCGAAACGUCACUCGUGUCAGAUCGAUUAACUGGAGGAAUCAGAACUGACGAUAAUGUAUAUAAAAUAAAGAAAUUAUUUGUUGUUAUA